AUGUUUGGACGCUUGUUUACGAGAGCUUCGUCGCUGUGUCUCUCUGCUAGACUAGGGACAUCGACAAGGACUGUCUGCGCACAAAGGCCAUGCAUCCCCAGCGUCGCCCAACCAUCUAUGGCAAGAACAUUCAAGGUCAGAACCUCCGUGAAGAAGUUCUGUCCACACUGCUAUAUGACGAUACGCAAAGGAAGAGUCUACGUUCUCUGCAAAUCCAACCCAAAGCACAAGCAGCGUCAAGGUUAA
Molecule: messenger RNA, 246 nt
Organism: Kuraishia capsulata CBS 1993
Lineage: Eukaryota; Fungi; Ascomycota; Pichiomycetes; Pichiales; Pichiaceae
Exons: 2
Coding region: 1-246 (81 amino acids)
Biological process (GO): ribosome biogenesis; translation
Cellular component (GO): ribosome; mitochondrial large ribosomal subunit
Molecular function (GO): structural constituent of ribosome
Source: RefSeq, a predicted model, not a curated record